This is a messenger RNA of Pelobates cultripes (western spadefoot toad), 525 nucleotides long. Lineage: Eukaryota; Metazoa; Chordata; Amphibia; Anura; Pelobatidae. The record is from the annotation of a GenBank genome assembly.
AUGACAGACCUCUAUAGGUCAAUCUCGGAACUGGAACAACGGCACAAACGAUCUCGCCUACUGGAGACAUACGGGGAACUGACGCAGGCAAGGAGACGACUGAAGGACCUCCUUACGAAGCGACACCUAAGAUCUCUACAGUACUCCAAGGGGUUCUUCUAUGCCCACGCUAAUAAAGGGGGGAAAUAUCUAGCACGCCUUCUGAAAGGCAACACCCCUCGCACACAGGUCCGCAGCAUAACCCUCACAUCAGGCGCCACGACGAUCUUUCCAAACGAGAUCGCAGAAGAGUUUAGGAAAUACUACCACUCACUGUAUAAUAUUCAUGCUCACGACGGUCCCAACAAUCAAGAUGCAGAGGACGCCCGGAUACGAAACUACCUACAAGAAUCCAUCACGAGAACUAUCGCUCCAGAUGUGGCGGAGACGCUGGACAACCUAAUUUCCGAGGAGGAACUCUCAGCGGCCCUGAAGUCAUCCAAGGCGGGUAAAGCUCCGGGGCCGGAUGGCUUUUCAGUUGGGUAG